AUGUCUAUAGACGCGCUCUUUGCGCCUCUCUCCAAUGCGACAGGCGUACGGAUACCCGAGAUCAAGAUGGUAUCCACCUUCCUAAUCUCCUAUCCCCUCGCCUCCCUCCACACACGUAUACCCAAGACCCGCCCGAACCUCGCCCACCUAUAUAAUAUCGCCGUAUCGGUCUUCUUCAUCUGGCCGUUCCUCGGGAUGGGCGCGGGGAUGGCGCACCUGAUGUUGGACAUUGGGGUGACGUAUGGCUUGGUGGUAGGGAGUAGGGAUAGACGGAUGCCUUGGGCUGUGUUUGGCUUCGUGAUGGGUCAUUUGUUCCUCAUGCACGCCCACCGCUAUGUCUUCGGACUGGAUGAGAACACAUCGGACAUUACUUUCGCUAUGAUGAUGAUGGCUCAAAAGCUCACCAUGUUCGCCUGGAACGUGCAGGAUGGACGGACAAAGGCCGAGGACCUUGACGCUAGUCAAAUGGCUACUCGCCUGCUACACGUACCCUCCCCUCUCGCCUACCUCGGCUACUGCUUCUUCUUCCCUUCAGCCCUCGCAGGCCCUACAUUCGACUAUGCAACAUACGACUCACUGAUCCUUCACAAGCUAUACGAUCAGUCCCCACCGCCUUCAUCCUCCUCCUCCAAGAAAUCAGACACGCCCGCACCCCGCCGGAUCCCGUAUGGCCGGAAACGCGUUGCAUACCUGUACCUCGUCCUCGGCGUCGGGUUCAUGGGUAUCUUUGCGGCGUUCGGCGGGCAGGCGAGCUUCCAUCGGAUCCUGACGCCCGCUUGGGACAAUUGGGGGUGGGCGACGCGGUUUGCGUUUAUCCAGUUUGCGGGGCUGGUGGCUAGGACAAAGUACUAUGGUGUCUGGAGCUUUACCGAGGGUGCGUGUAUCCUUACUGGAGUUGGGUUUAAUGGGUACGAUCCCAAGACUGGCCGAACGAUGUGGAACCGCGUUCGGAACGUCAAUAUCAUCUCGCUCGAGACGGCCGAGAGCUUCAAGGUGGUGUUUGACAAUUGGAAUUGCAGGACGAAUGUCUGGCUGAGAGAUUGCGUAUAUAAGCGGCUGGUGCAGAAGGGAAAGAAGCCGGGGAGCAUGCAGAGUAUGGCUACGUUCUUGACUUCUGCGCUUUGGCACGGUGUUGAGCCCGGAUAUUACCUCGCCUUCCUCACCGCCGGCCUGAUCGUCUCCCUCGGCCGCCAGAUGCGCAACUACGUCCGCCCCUACUUCCUCCCUCCUUCCUCGGCACCUACCUCCGCACCCAACUCCUUCCCGCAAUAUCCCUACCCCAAUACCCGCAAACGGAUCUACGAUAUCCUCGGUUGGCUCGUCGUCCAGGCCAACCUCAACUAUAUCGUCUCUGCCUUCUUCCUCCUUAACCUCAGGGACUGCAUCAAGGCGUAUCACCGAAUGGGGUGGUAUUCACACAUCCUGAUAGCUGGGAGUUUGGUAUUCUUCCAUUUUGGCGGUCGGAGGGCAUUACGGGCUGGUCUGCCUGCUCAGGCGGGGACAGGUGGGAAGGGAAAGGUCAAGAGUGGAGGGAAGGACAAGGAAAGGCUGGACGUCUCGACCCCCAGAGUCACCGUCGAGCCUCCAAGUCCGGUGGAUAUGCCUCCGCAGCCAAGGGAGGAGGUUGAUAGUCGGGAUUUGAAGUGGGUGAGGCACGCCCUGGAGAAUCAGCAGACAGGGCAUGAGGCGGAAGGGAUGGGAGGGGGCGCGGGGUUCGUGGAUCAGGUGAUGAAGGGGACGGAGACGCCGAUGGUGGAGACGCCGAGAUAUGGGAGGAGCGGGUCGCCGGGAUUUUGA
Dioszegia hungarica is the source of this 1797-nucleotide messenger RNA. Its product is annotated as MBOAT, membrane-bound O-acyltransferase family-domain-containing protein. Gene Ontology annotation, molecular function: 1-acylglycerophosphocholine O-acyltransferase activity; 1-acylglycerol-3-phosphate O-acyltransferase activity. Lineage: Eukaryota; Fungi; Basidiomycota; Tremellomycetes; Tremellales; Bulleribasidiaceae. The transcript is spliced from 10 exons. Gene Ontology annotation, biological process: glycerophospholipid biosynthetic process; lipid modification. Gene Ontology annotation, cellular component: membrane; endoplasmic reticulum. The coding region runs from base 1 to 1797 and encodes 598 amino acids. The record is from RefSeq and is a predicted model, not a curated record.